GUCACCGGUUGUAAAGAAAUGUACCAAUUUAUAUCUUUGUAAGUGAUUAAAGUGAGCAUAGCUAUAUGUAAAGCCCAGCUUUGUACAAUCAAACAGUGCAACAGCAAAUACACAUUAGUAGAAAGCAGAAGACAUCGAGAGAAAAAGUGAAGAUUCGUCACUAGAACCGGGCUCACGGAUCGUGGCAGGAGCGUGUUUUUCCCGUGUCCAGCCACAGCCGCUGCUCAACCCAGCUUUCGUCGCCAUAUCCGAGCCGGCUCUCGCUUUACUGGGACUGAGUGUGGACGAUGUUUUACCUGACCCACACGGGGCGGAAUAUCUGAGCGGCUCUCGGAUGAUUCCGGGCUCCGAGCCCGCUGCUCACUGCUACUGUGGACACCAGUUUGGCCAGUUCGCCGGGCAGCUGGGUGACGGUGCUGUGUGUUAUUUGGGGGAGGUGGAGGCCGGUGCUGAGCAAAGUUCUGACCCGACCAAGAGAACCCCUUGUGGCCGGUGGGAAAUUCAGGUUAAAGGCGCUGGGCUGACACCUUAUUCUCGGCUGUCUGAUGGGCGUAAAGUGCUCCGCUCCAGCAUUCGAGAGUUCCUGUGCAGUGAGGCCAUGUUUGCACUGGGAAUUCCCACAACACGAGCAGGAUCACUGGUGACCUCUGAUCUUUAUGUCCAGAGGGAUACGUUCUACAGUGGCAAUCCCAGACCAGAGAGGUGCUCAGUGGUUCUCAGAAUAGCACCCACCUUUAUCAGAUUUGGCUCGUUUGAGAUCUUUCACCCUGUGGACGACUUCACUGGAAGACAUGGCCCGAGUGUUGGACGACCUGACAUCCGAGCACAGCUUCUGGAUUAUGUCAUUGAAACAUUCUACCCUGAGACACAAAUAAGAUAUUUAGACCGCCUAGAGAGGAAUGCUUCCUUCUUCAGAGAGGUGACCGUGAGGACCGCCAAACUGGUUGCCCUGUGGCAAAGUGUGGGAUUUUGUCAUGGAGUUCUCAACACAGACAACAUGAGCAUCUUGGGCCUCACUAUAGACUACGGCCCAUUUGGCUUCAUGGACAGGUUUGACCCUGAGUUCGUGAGCAAUGCCUCUGAUAAGAAACAGCGUUACUCUUAUGAAGCUCAGCCAUAUAUAUGCCGCUGGAACUUGGCACGUUUGGCAGAAGCUCUUGGCUCGGAGCUCCAGUCAUCCAAAGCAGGGGCCAUGUUAGAUGAGUUCAUGACCAUUUAUCAGGACUUCUACAUGUACAACAUGAGGAAGAAGCUGGGUCUUCUGAGACAACAAGAAGCAGAGGAUGUAGAACUGGUGGCGGAUUUAUUAAAGACCAUGCACAUCACAGGUGCCGACUUCACAAACACAUUUCGUCUGCUGAGUGCUGUGUCCUGUCCUAUAGGUGAACAGAAAGACAGCACAGACUCAGUAGUGGAACUGAUCAUGGAACAGUGUGCCUCGCUGGAGGAACUAAAGCACGUUGCAAGAAAGGCAAGGCAAGAGAAUUGUGAGUUGGAGAUGAUUCUGUCCAUGGCUGACACAAAUCCAGGUAUGUUUAACAUGGUAGCUAAUCAGCCAGAGGUUGCCAAACAACUGGAGAAGAUUGGCAGGCUGAAGGAGCUUUUCACGAUCAAUGAGGCGGAGCUAAAAGUCAAGCAGAUAGAUCACUGGCAAAGAUGGGUCAAACUAUACAGGAGACGUCUGGCCCGUGAAUGUGACGCAGCAAGUGACCCUGCAGAGGUAGAGAAAGAGCGGGUCGAAACUAUGAACUCCACUAAUCCUGCCAUUGUGCUGCGGAAUUACAUUGCCCAGAAUGCAAUUGAAGCUGCUGAAAAGGGGGAUUUUUCAGAGGUUCAACAGCUGCUUAAGGUUUUAGAGAACCCUUAUUUGUUCAGUCGAGAUCUGGAGCAUCAAGUAUGGUCAGCAGGAAUUGGUUCAGACCAAGCUGAUGGCAACAGCAUUAAGAGACAAGAAGUUAAGGAGAACACAAAAAGAAAAGCAGCAACUGAUACGCACCAGAUACCAUACAACAGUAAACCUCCAUCAUGGGCUAGAACGAUCUGUGUCACAUGAUCAUCCUAAAGCCUCCCAAACAUCACAGCCCAGUCCAAAACAGAAAGCUUAAGCAACACACAGCACUCCAUAUCAGAUAAAGCGGAAAUGUCUAGAUGUUAAUAGGUAUAAUAAACAAGGCAUAAUUUCUGUUCAAUUAAAAAUAUGUUUUAUUACUAUGAAAUUGAGAAACAGAUUAAAUUAUUCAUAUUUUAAUUAACCUUUAGUUAUUUUUGCAAUAUCUGAUUAAUGAAGACUCUGAUGUUCAGCUUAGCAGGCCUGUCUGAGUUUGAAUAACAAGGAGUGUCUUGUGCAUCAUAUAACCACAUAUCUUUAAUUAUUACCCAUCAAUUUUAAUAGAUAUUUCAAAACGUAAUAGCUUAAACAAAGUAUUAUGUAGAAAUAUGACAAAAUGUCCAAGACUUUUUUUCUGCAAACAUUAAAAAUGGUUUUCUUGUUUCUAUUUUUUAAAUCUUGGUAAACACUAUAAAAGUAGUCUAUAAAAGUCUUCUGAAAACUUCCAUAAUAAAUUUAGUGAGUGGCAUAUUUAAUUAAAAAGAGAUAUAUGAAAUGCAAAUACACUUAGCCACAAAUAAGUAAAUCAUUUCUGUGGAUUUUGUUUCUACUUACAAUAUUUGAAAUAAAUGUUCACUUAAUGUCAUGUUUUUUGCCUCCACAAUUUUAUUUCAUGUGAUUAUGAACAAAUAGUUAAAUUUUUGAAGCAUAAAUUUCAUCUGAAUUUUAUGAUAGUAACAGUAUAGAACCUCCUGUCCAUAUAAAUCUAUGUAUAGUUCUAAUAUAAUGAGCUGAACAUGAUUUCACAUAUAUUUGGAUUGAAAAGGAAACUACGGCCGAAUGCUGUUCAUUGACUUCAGUUCAGCAUUUAACACCAUCAUCCCUCAGCAGCUUAUAGAGAAGCUCUGAACACCUCUCUCUGUAACUGGAUCCUGGACUUUCUGACACGCAGACCUCAAUCAGUCCGGAUCGGGAACAGCAUCUCCAGCACCACCACACUGAACACUGGAGAUCCUCAGGGCUGUGUGCUCAGUCCACUGCUGUUCACUUUGCUGACUCACGACUGUGCAGCGAUGCACAGCUCCAAUCACAUAAUCAGAUUCGCUGAUGACACGACCGUGGUGGGUCUCAUCAGCAAGAACGACGAGUCAGCAUACAGCGAUGAUAUGCAGCAGUUUUCAACAUGGUGUAGAGCCAACAAUCUAUCUCUGAAUGUCGACAAGACCAAGGAGAUGAUUGUUGACUUCAAGCGAGCAAAGAGUGACCAUCCUCCGCUGUCUAUUGCGGAUCCAGGGUGGAGACUGUCAGGAGCACCAAAUUCCUUGGUGUUCAUCUGGUGGAUAACUUCACCUGGUCACUCAACACCAGCUCCAUCACCAAGAAAACCCAGCAGUGCCUCUACUUCCUGAGGAGGCUGAGGAAAGCUCAUCUCCCUCCACCCAUCCUGACUAUGUUUUAUAGAGGGACCAUUGAGAGCGUCCUGUGCAGCUGCAUCACUGCCUGGUUUGGGAAUUGCAGUGAAUCGGAUCACAAGACCCUUCAGAGGAUAGUGAGGACAGCUUAAAAGAUCACUGGCGUCUCUCUGCCCUCACAGACAUCUACACCACACACUGCAUCCACAAAGCGCACAAUAUAACACAUGACCCUUCACACACACUAUUCAGAGGACAUCCGUUUACAAGUACUUUGAAUUAUUCAUCC
This is a messenger RNA of Puntigrus tetrazona (Sumatra barb), 3748 nucleotides long. RefSeq names its product selenoprotein O2 (gene selenoo2). The transcript has 12 exons. The record is from RefSeq and is a predicted model, not a curated record. Lineage: Eukaryota; Metazoa; Chordata; Actinopteri; Cypriniformes; Cyprinidae.